AUGGAUAUCCUGGUUGAUUCUCUCAAGAGCACCAACAAUGCCAAAAGCAGAGGCAAAUGCCAGAUUCUUACUAGGCCAUGCUCCAAAGUUAUUUUCUGCUCUCUGACUGUGAUGAUGAAGCAUGGUUACAUUGGUGAAUUUGAUAUCAUUGAUGACCACAGAGCUGGAAAUACUGUUGUGAACCUCACUGGCAGGUUAAAUAAAUGUGGAGUGAUCAGCCCCAGAUUUGAUGUGCAACUCAAAGAUCUAGAGAAAUGGCAGAAUCAUCUGCUCCCAUCCCAUCGGUUUGGUUUCAUUGUACUGACAACCUCAUCUGGCAUCACAGAUCAUGAAGAAGCAAGACAUAAGCAUACAGGAGGGAAAAGUCCACAGAUUCUUUUUCUAGGAAUGUAA
Tupaia belangeri chinensis (Chinese tree shrew) is the source of this 393-nucleotide messenger RNA. RefSeq names its product 40S ribosomal protein S15a-like. Bases 1 to 393 code for a protein of 130 amino acids. The transcript has a single exon. Gene Ontology annotation, cellular component: ribosome. NCBI's taxonomy places the organism in Eukaryota, Metazoa, Chordata, Mammalia, Scandentia, Tupaiidae. Gene Ontology annotation, biological process: translation. Gene Ontology annotation, molecular function: structural constituent of ribosome. The record is from RefSeq and is a predicted model, not a curated record.